Molecule: messenger RNA, 1439 nt
Organism: Suillus clintonianus
Lineage: Eukaryota; Fungi; Basidiomycota; Agaricomycetes; Boletales; Suillaceae
Product: phosphatase 2C-like domain-containing protein
Exons: 10
Coding region: 10-1113 (367 amino acids)
Source: RefSeq, a predicted model, not a curated record
CAUUUCACGAUGUUGUUCCUUGGCCCAAGGUCAUCGAUAGUGCCUCGCCUAGCCGCGCGCAGGGCCAUUUAUCUAUCAGAGUCCGUGUCACAGCGUGCUAAUCGGCCAAUACGUCUAUACUCCGUCAGACAACCGGUCUACCCCCCACCCCGACCGUUCCAGUUUCAUUUUGGCGCCAGCUGGGCAGCGAAGCCGCCAGAAAAACCGCGCAUUCAUGUGCCUUUCUCACCAGACACUACGGUAGGACGCUGGCGAGAUGAGACGCUUGGACGAUGGAACAAUGGGACGAGCAGAGAUGCAGGAGAGGACUUUUUCUUCGUGACAGAGAUGCAAAAUAGCUCGGGAGUGUCAUUUGGUGUUGCUGAUGGCGUGGGUGGAUGGGUUGACUCAGGCGUUGACCCAUCGCUUUAUGCACAAACACUCAUGUAUCAUGCACAUCGUUACUCGCGAUCUGGAUGGGCUGGCGAACCAGAAAUCGAUCCAACUCAAGAGUACGAGGAGCGCGAAAGAGUUGAGGGAUGGGAGUUGACACCAUAUAAAUGUCUCGAGUGCGCCUACCAUGGUGUAUUGCGGGAGCGUCUUGUCAAUGCAGGAUCCAGUACUGCUUGUUUGAUCAGUCUUAACGCAUCGUCAGGUGUAUUGCGAGCUGCGAAUCUUGGUGACAGUGGGUUUCUAAUCAUCCGAUCGUCUUCGGUUAUAUACCGACAGCCACCGCAAACUCAUUUCUUCAAUUGCCCAUACCAACUCACAAAAUUCCCGCCAAACAUGGUACAGUCCGCUCACUUUGCUGAUCACCCAAAUCGGGCUGCUCAGUAUGAGACCAAACUUCGGGAUGGGGAUAUUAUCAUUGCAUUUACUGACGGACUAUCUGACAAUGUCUUUACGCCUGACAUUGUCGCCAUCUGCUCCCUUGUAGCACGCUCAGGUGGCUCUGAAGAUGCACAAGCGCAGAUGAUGGCUAACCGCAUUGUUGAGUAUGCGCAAGUGUGUAUGCGAGAACGGAAGAAGGCGACCCCAUUUUCACGUGAAGCUUUACGGGAGGGACUUUAUUACCGAGGAGGGAAAAUUGACGACGUUACGGUUGUGACAGCUAUAGUGCGCGAGACCGUAUGAUAUCUGAGCGCGACCUUCAUUGAAGAGUACACAUGGACAAUUGAUGCAACAACCCAUAUCAUCUACUACUAAUUACUCGGUGCCACUUUUUCUUAACUCUUGCAAUAUCGUGCGGACUUUUUUGCUAUAGUACAAUUUUGUCUCGCAUCAAGUCGCCAAUCACGUUGCUUGGCUUCGCGCGACAAUAGAUUAACAUGCAAGUUGGAGCAUGCACCACGCAACUGCAGUAUAAUGUGACUCAUUCAAAGGUAGAAAACCAACGGGUCCCGUCACCGACUUGCAUGUACUUCAGUAGACAGAUUUGCAAUUGAAUGACUCUUAUGGAC